Microplitis demolitor is the source of this 2385-nucleotide messenger RNA. RefSeq lists its product as uncharacterized. The annotation marks the transcript as partial. The transcript is spliced from 5 exons. Gene Ontology annotation, biological process: negative regulation of Wnt signaling pathway. Gene Ontology annotation, molecular function: Wnt-protein binding. The record is from RefSeq and is a predicted model, not a curated record. NCBI's taxonomy places the organism in Eukaryota, Metazoa, Arthropoda, Insecta, Hymenoptera, Braconidae. Gene Ontology annotation, cellular component: plasma membrane.
UACAUUUUCGUCUUAUUUAUUUUAUAUUGUAUUUUAAUAACAGCUUCAUGUUUAAAUCAUAUUCAAAUAUAAGUGAUUGCAGUGAUUGCCUCAAAAAUCAUAAUAAUUAACAACAAUUGUUUUCUUUAAUAAGUUUUAAAAAUGAAUAUGUGAUAAAAUAUAAAUUAUUAAAAGUGAGAUAUUUAAUAGUUAAAUAUAAUGAAGCUUACUUGGAUCAUUUUAUUAUUAAUCAUUAAUAUUAUUGGAAUCUGUGAAGGUUAUGGAAUUUGGAACGGUGCCUGGAUGGACUGGAGUGGCGAACAAUGCGAGGCUGCUAUCAAAGAGGUUGUCAAUGAGGAUCGAGCAACUAUUGUUGAUGAUAGUCCAAACAGGCUACACGCUACUUGGCUGUCACAAGAAUGCGAAGUACGAGCUGGACCGGAAUAUAUAAUCAGAAAAUAUACAUUUUAUAAAAAUGGAACGUUUCUUUUGAUACGACAUCAUUAUGCAGAAGAGUCAUGUAGUGUUGCUACACAUACUGUUACUGCAAGGGGUGUAAUACGACUCUUGUCAUCAUCAGGAUUAGCUCCUGGUGCAACAGAAGCUAAAUAUCAGUUGGAUCAUGUUCACAUAAUACCAUUAACACGACAAGUUGCUCAUAAAUUUGGACACCGAGUAAAUGUCAGUUGCACCCCUCAACCUCGAUGGAGAGCAUACGGUGUUCAUAUUAUUUAUGAAUCACAAUCAUCACAAAGAUCAUUAAAUUUAAAUUGGGAAAAACCAACAUAUUAUUUAUUUAAACGUAGUCAGCAAAGAAAACAUCACUGGAGUGGUGGUAAUUUAAAUUGUCUUGAAUCAUUAGGUAUUGACUUUAAUGAAUUAAAAUUAAUUAGAGUGGAAAAAAAACCAGCUACAUCAACAGCAUUUGGAUUAGGAUUAAACGGUCAUCCAAGAGUUGAACUUUUAUUAGCUAGUUUACCACCCAAUAUUUAUUCAAAACAAUUUCAUCGAGCUUCUUCAUUGCAACCUAAUACUCUUAUACGUAGUGAUACGACACGUGGAUGUUUAGUUUGUGGAGCAAUAUCUCGUGCCACUGAAAGCAGUCCACCACUUUUACAUCAAGUAGCAGCACUUCCAGCUUUAUUAGGUGGUUCAUGGAUCUCCUCAAGUUGUGAAAGCUGUGAGGGUGGUGUUUGGAUAAAACGCCAGCUACAAUUUUACUCUGGGGAUGUUUUAUGGACAGGUCGUUGGGACUAUUAUUCAGAUCCAAAAUGUUAUAAUUUUUUAUAUGCCGUAACAGCAGCUGGAAGUUAUAUUCAACGUACUGGAAGACAAAAACGACAUGAAAUAUCAUCAUCAAAUUAUGAUAAUGAUGAUACAUCUGAAAUUUCUUUAUUUUCAUCUUCAUUGAAAGAUGAUGUUAGUAGUAGUAGUGAAACAAUAAUCAAUAAUGGAAAUGAUGAAUUUUUUGAUGAUAAUGUUAAUGACUAUGUUAUUAGAUCUAAACGAAAUAGUAAAAUUAAAAAUUAUUCUACCGACGAUAAAUGGGAUUUUGAUUGGAUAACAUCUGACUCUGCUAAAUUACUUGAUAUUUUUGGAUCUUCUUCACUUCGUAUGCCAUUACCAAAAAAUUUAUUUAAUAAAAAUACUCCAUCAUCAAAAAAUAAUUUUAAUAUUAUCAAUAAACAAAAUAAUAAUAAUGAUAAAAUAGAAAUUUCACAAACAAUUACUGUUACUACUAAAUCACUUUUAUCAAAUACUACUACAACUCCAUCAGAUACAAUAAUUAGUUCAACAACUAAUGAUAAUCUAUGGGAUAGAAUUGAAAAUGAUGAUGAUGACGAUAUAAAUAAAGCUGUUAUUGAUAAUUCUUAUCGUCAUUUAUUUAAAAAUUAUCAGCCAUCAAUGGCUCAAUCAUUUACACUGAUGUUGAGAGGUAAUCAACAGCAUGAUGAAAAAUUAUCAGAGGAAUCAAAAAUUUCAACCAAAAAACCGUCACCAGUAGUAUCACAAAUACCAGCUGGUACAACAGAAUUAGAUUUACAUGUUGCUGAAAGUUUAUUGAUAGCUGGAGAUUUAUCAAUAGCUCAUCGUUGUGGUGCUACUAUUGAUGAUAACGAUCAUGGUGGUUUUAUUAUUCGACCAUUAAAUAUUUGGCCAAGAAAUUGUGUUAAACAUGCAUUAGAAGCACCAUCUACAUUAGGAUUACGAGCAAGAAUUGGUGUUAAUUGGAGUGGUCAGUACACUUUAUUAUUGGGGCCACGUGAUGAUAGUCUUUGGGAAGCUCCUUUAAGACAAUGCGGUUCUACUCCAGCUUACAAUAAUCAAUUACGAUCACAUUUAAGAUUAAGUCUGGGAUACAGGUAUGGUCUUUUCAUUUCUUCUUCUUCUUCUUCUUCUUCUUCA